CGGACAUGCACCAUUAUGUAACUGAACUUGCUGCUAAGAUCUGAAGAACUUUGAGCUGAUGACCUUUUGCCGGGGAUUAUGAUCCAGAAGAACUAUUCAGUGCUUACUAUUACUAGAAACCACUGCAAGACAUGACAUCUACUUAUCUGAACAUUUCUAGCAACCCUUCAGACAAAAUGUCAUGCCUGAAUAUGACACUUACAGACCACCAGCCAGAGCUAAUGCCAGUACUGUACUCCAUCAUUUUCACUUUUGGGAUUAUUGGUAACUGCUUGGUGAUUAUCGUUUUGUGUCUCCAAGGAGACCUUAAAUCUGUUGCCAAAAUUUAUAUAGUAAACUUAGCCGUGGCUGAUCUAGUAUUUUUGGCAACUCUACCAUUUUGGGCAACAUAUUAUGCUUUGGGCUACAACUGGCUUUUUGGGAAAGUGAUGUGUAAAAUUUCAAGCUCCCUUUUAUGUCUUAAUUUAUUUGCAAGCAUCUUCUUUAUUAGCUGUAUGAGUGUGGACAGAUACGUAGCAGUUGUUUACCCUUUUAGUUCACAGAGGAGAACCAAGUAUCAGGCUUGUCUUGUCUCUAUAAGUGUCUGGAUCUUGGCUAUAUUGUCCUCUGUCCCCACAUUUUAUUUUCGCAAUGCAUUCUAUAUUAAUAGACUCGGAGCCCAUGUGUGUGCAAUGGAUUUUCCAAAGGAAAAAUAUUCAAGCUGGUGUGUGGGGAUGUCAUUAAUGAAGAUCUUUCUUGGCUUUUGUGUGCCAGUUUCUGUGAUUGCCACUUGCUACCUGAUGAUUGGCAUACAUCUGAAAAGGUCAAAAGGUCCAGUGAUCAAUAUACAAAACCGAGACAGAGUCCAGAAAAUUGUUACAGCAAUUGUAAUGGCCUUUCUUAUCUGCUGGUUUCCCUUUCAUGCGCUCACCUUCUUGGAUGCUCUCGUCAGAAUGGACAUAAUAAGUCAUUGCAAAAUUGUGACAUUUAUUGAAAAAGCCAUGCCAUUUUGCAUCUGUAUGGGCUUUUCCAACAGUUGUAUUAAUCCCCUAUUGUACUGCUUUGUUGGAAACCAAUUUAGGGAACAUUUCAGACAUUUAUUUCUAUCCAGGAUAUCAGUGAACAUUAACAGCCAACUGAACUCUUCUAGAAAGGGAAGUGACUGCAAAGAGCAAGAGCCAAGCGGACAAAGCAAUAAUGUGGUUGUAUGACUGUUUGUCCCUCCAGGAUUUUGUAAAUCCUAAUUUUACAGUGACAAGAUGCCUGCCGGGUCUGUUGGAAAUGAUUUUUCUGAGAACUACUAUUCCUCAAAGUAUUCCUCAAAGCAAGCAUCUGGCACUAUUGUCAGCUAGAAUGUAGUAUCUUUAAUGACUGAACUGGUUAAAUUCAUUUACAUUAUUGUUUAUAUCCUAUAUAUUUGCUUCUUAUUCCUUCAUGGAUGAAAGAAUUAAAAAUUAGAUUUUCAUUUAA
Molecule: messenger RNA, 1449 nt
Organism: Xenopus tropicalis (tropical clawed frog)
Lineage: Eukaryota; Metazoa; Chordata; Amphibia; Anura; Pipidae
Gene: agtr2
Product: angiotensin II receptor type 2
Exons: 2
Coding region: 132-1190 (352 amino acids)
Biological process (GO): vasodilation; signal transduction; regulation of apoptotic process
Cellular component (GO): membrane; plasma membrane
Molecular function (GO): G protein-coupled receptor activity; angiotensin type II receptor activity
Source: RefSeq, marked provisional